Molecule: messenger RNA, 2559 nt
Organism: Cladocopium goreaui
Lineage: Eukaryota; Dinophyceae; Suessiales; Symbiodiniaceae
Source: the annotation of a GenBank genome assembly
AUGGGGCGGUUGAGCGAAGUGUCGGCGAGUUUGCUGGGUCCUGGUGACAUCAGUUACAGCUCGUCCCAAGCAACAAAGUGGUGCUUGGACAUUUCGGACACUUUUCAUCCACCCAGUGGAUCCAAGUGGCAUUCUGUCCUCAGCAGCUUCCUCAAUGGUCACAGUCAUCACCGACCUCGUCAUGCCCAUGUUCUGGAUGCCUCCCCGCACCAUGGACACCCACACCACGGCCAUGGUGCCCGUGGCCGUGGGACGCACCACGGUUACCACGGCCAUCGGGGCCACAGCCACAGGCGCCACUGGGGCCGAAGUCACUCACCCCAUGGCCAUCGCCAUGGUUUGGGCACGCGAAGUCCAAGAGGACAUCGAGGACAUCACUUGAGAAUGAAGCACGCAGCACCCGGUCAUCAUAGGGCUUGGCCUUCCCCAUUGACCGAAGCCGGCUUUGUGGCAGCACGCCAUCCGCGCCGGCACAGUGACCUUUCGAGUUUUGAGGAGGCCGCCAAGGAGAAGAAAAUCGAGGAGAAGAAGGCGCAAGUUGAGCUGAAGAUCAAAGAGAUCGACCGACAGAUUGAGGAGCAGCGCUCCAGCGAGCGCGCCUUGGCGGAACAGGAGGAGGACCAGGAGAAGGACGCCCAACGUGCGGCCAACGUGGGGAAAAUGGGUUCGGAGAUGGGAGAUGAUGCCAUCCUUUCACCAGAACAAGAAGAGGCGGGGCUUAAGGCGCGCGAAAUCUCGAAACAGGAAUCCGCGGUGGUGGACAAGUCACAGCAGCUGGUGAAUGAAAAGCUGGAGCUGCUCAAAGAGUUGAAGAAGUUGGAAGACGCGGAAGCUGCAGGGAAAGCAGAGCCCGGUGACACAGUGGAGAGGGAGAUUGUCGGCCCUGCUGGCGAGAAGGAAGUGGAGGUAGUGAAGGAAGAACCUGGAGGGCAAGAAGAGGUUAUGGAGGUCAAGGAAGAAACCCCCGAGGAAGCGGCGCAGAUGGCCGACUCAGGGGGUGAGAUCGUGGAACCACCCGUGCCCGCGCCUGCAGCCGCGCCUGCAGCCGCGCCGGCCACGCAGGAGGAGUUCGAAUGCCCACCAUGCCCACCGGUCCCCAAAGCCCGUGAGCGGCCGCUGAUGAUUUCGGCGGAAGACGAACCACCAGGCAGAGCGCCCAGAGUGGAAGUGAACGUCACGGAGUCCUAUUCUCCUCCCAACUUCACCGCGCCCUCGUUGCUACUGGCGCCUCCAGCACCUGUCAAAACCAUGCGCCUGUCUAUGCCAUCCAUGCCAUCCAUGCCAUCCAUGCCGCAGCCUGCGCUGCCGCAAGCGCCCCAAGUCAUUGAGCAGGGCACGGCCGGUGACGAUCGAAUCCAAUGGCAGCCGCCGGAGCACGUGCCCUUGGCCACCAUCGGCUCUGCCCCGGCCAGCUUGGCCGGCGCGCUGAUGGAUGAAGAGGUGCAGGAUGAGAACGAAGUGCCCCAGGAAUAUGACGACGAAGAGCCGCCGCAAAUCGAUGAAGUGCACGAAGCCUUGCGUGGAGGCCAUGCCUUCAAGAAGAUGCCAGUGGAACAAACCAUGCCGCUGCUCGCAGCGCUUCUGGAGCCGCGGCCUGUUCCCACACGUGCACGUGAGAUGCAAGGGGUAAGAGAUGCCUUGUUCUUCCACUACUCCGGGCACGGAGGUCGUGAAGUCGAUGCCAAUGCCCAGUCGGGCUAUGUGGAAACCCUCUGCCCAGAGGUGGAUCUUGUGGGUGGCCGGGGUGGCCAAUGGGAAAUGACGACUGGGAAGAGAUGGCAAGAUGGGAAUGGUUUCCUUAUGGACACGGAGCUCUUCGAGACCUUAGUGAGGCCCCUGCCCUCGGGCUGCCGGUUGACUUGUUUGAUGGACUGCUGCCACAGCGGCGGGGGAGUCUUGAACUUGCCCUAUCUCUUCACCGGUACACCGGAAAAUCUCAGAGAGGCGUUGAAAGGCCAGGCUAUCUCCAUGGUCAUGUCGAAAGAUUGGCUCCACAGCCUGAGCGCCUUGAAACGUGGCAAUCCUCUGGAUUUCAUGAAGGACGCAUCUUCGAUGGGCCUGGGCCUUUGGGGGAUGUGGAAUCAAUCCAAACAGGCCAACGAAACGGGCUUCGUGGCAGAUGAACAGGAGAACAUCGGCCUGGCGGUUGGGGAGGUGGUAGCGAUCACCGGCUGCCGCUCCGACCAGACCAGCGCAGAUGUGGGGAAUGUGCACGCGGACUUCCAAGUUGGCCCCAGCGGCCGACGCUCAUCGCUGCAGAUGGGGCAUCGGAGAUCCAUCCCCAACACAGCGGCCGGUGGGGCGCUCACGUCCGUCUUCAUGGAAUCCCUUCAGGCCGGGGAGGGCUUCAGCUAUUUGGCCCUGCUGGAGAGGAUCCGUAGCCGCUUGGAGGAAGAAGAUUUCGACCAAGUGCCACAGCUGGCCACGUCACUGCUCAUCGAGCUCAAGCGCCUUGGCCUUGGGAUGGCAUGGAUCGUGGGGCCAAAGUUGCAUGGAUUUUUCAAUAUUUUCAUGUUCUUUGAUGAGAGAUAUUUUGAUCGUAGAUUGGCCAUACAAUGA